AUGGCUGCAACAGUCGCGGCGAUGCUGAAUAGGCAAUCGACCAACAAUGUGGCAUGGUAUGCAUGCCACACAGCCGCGCGGCGCUAUGGACGGGCCGGGAGGCGCCUGCGAGGCUUCGCUUCGAUCGAGGACGAUGCGGAAACCCCAACAAAGAGGGCGAAGGAUGCUGCUGAGACUGUGUGCAGCGAUGCCACCGAGGCAUCUGAAUGGAUCCAAUCCGCUGUGACUGGCGAUGACUCAAGUUCCGCGGAAGGCGCACUAUAUGAUGCUGAAGGCACCAGCCUUUCUUGCUGCACCAAUGCGGAUCUAUCGUGCGAGGAGGUCUUCACGCCGCUUUACUCACAGAUCAGUCUGGCGCUGACGGAAUUUGAGGCUCAGGUCAGGCCAGACCCCCUGUGCCUGGAGAAUCACUGCGCCGCCCAAAACGAGAACUACAUCGACAAUCUGAUGCGGGCCAUAGCUAUCAGCUGGCUGGUGGAGGUUGCCUGCGAGUACGGGUUCCACCAGGAGACACUGCACACAGCAGUCUCGCUGCUAGACCGUUUCCUGUCUGCCUCUAAGGCACUAUCGCGGAGUAAUCUGCAGCUUGUCAGCGUCGCCUGCAUGCUCAUAGCUUCAAAGAACGAGGAGGAGCGCUACCCAUCUGUGCAGGACUUCACCAGCAUUUCGGACAAUUGCUUCAGGGUGGAGGAUCUGCUGCGGAUGGAGGGCGUUGUGCUGCAGACGAUGGAUUUCCGCAUCAAUGCCCCUACCGCGUACACCUUCCUCUGCCUCCUGAAGCAGCACGUCGGCCUGACGCCGCGCGUGGCCGCACUUGCAGUCUACCUGCUGGAGCUGGGCUUGCUGAAAGACGGGCUGCUGGGGUGUCCGGGUGCUCUGAAGGCUGCAUCAGCGGUUCUGAGCAUUCUGGGAGUCGAGUACGAGGAUCUGUGCGAGUGCUGCAUGGACAUGGUUGCGCUGCAUCAGGAGGCGUUCCAUGCCUGUGACACACCCAACGUCAUCGCCCCGUCAAUGGCCAUCAAGGACAAGUUUGCCGACCGUGCCUGGCACACUGUGUCGCGUGUCGCGCCUCUUGAGAGGAUCUGCCUGCCUCGACCCCAGUCCUGA
Messenger RNA from Coccomyxa subellipsoidea C-169, 1107 nucleotides. RefSeq lists its product as hypothetical. Gene Ontology annotation, molecular function: cyclin-dependent protein serine/threonine kinase regulator activity. Gene Ontology annotation, biological process: regulation of cyclin-dependent protein serine/threonine kinase activity; mitotic cell cycle phase transition. The coding region runs from base 1 to 1107 and encodes 368 amino acids. Gene Ontology annotation, cellular component: cyclin-dependent protein kinase holoenzyme complex; nucleus; cytoplasm. The record is from RefSeq and is a predicted model, not a curated record. NCBI's taxonomy places the organism in Eukaryota, Viridiplantae, Chlorophyta, Trebouxiophyceae, Coccomyxaceae. The transcript is spliced from 9 exons.